ACACUGGUUGCAGUGUGCGGUUGAGUCGAAGCGCUUGUAAAUUAACAUAUCAUUGAAUUUCUCAUCGACAAAAUGCCUAAGGUUGUAUUCAAAUACUUCGAGGUGAAGGCCCUUGGGGAGUCCACAAGGCUCCUCCUGGCGUAUGGAGGCCAAGAGUUCGAAGACCAGAGAAUCCCCUUCGAUCAGUGGCCAUCCCACAAGCCAUCGACUCCCUUUGGCCAAUUGCCAGUGUUGGAGAUAGACGGCAAGCAGUACGCCCAAAGCAUCGCCAUUGGCCGCUACCUCGGCCGCAAGUACGGGCUCGCCGGCGACGACGCGGAGCAGGACUUUGAGAUCGAUCAGAAUGUGGAUUUCGUGAACGACUUAAGAGCCAAGGCGGCGGUUGUCCAAUACGAACCGGACGCGGAGAUAAAGGCCAAGAAACACGAGGAGCAGUCAAAGAACAUUUAUCCAGCUCUCUUAAACAAACUCGACGAAAUUAUUAAGAAGAACAAUGGCCACAUUGCUGCCGGCAAGCUUACCUGGGGUGAUUUUAUCUUUGCGGGCAUGUUCGACUACCUGAAGGUAAUGCUGCAGAUGCCAGACCUGGAGAAGAAGUAUCCCAGUUUCCAGCAGGUCAUAGAUGCGGUCUAUGCUAACCCUAAGGUUAAAGCCUACAGCGAGAAUGCGCCCAAGUGCGACUUAUAGAUUCUCGAACAUCUAAUCAUAAUCCUAGGCAGUUUAUUUUCCUAUGGAGCGUAUAACAGUUAUAUUAUGUUACUGUAAACAACUUGUAGCUGUUCAGUGACGUAACGUGACGUGACGUGACGUGACAGUAUGUAACGUUACGUCUUUUGUCACUGAAACACACGGUGGCAUGGUAAGUUAUCAGUGAGGUAAAUCCUUAAAAUUUAUGACAAAUCGUGAACACCUGUAAGAUAAUCUCAUUAUCGUCUAUUCUCUAUUAAUAUUGGCUAUCAGGAAAUAAAACGUUUCUAAGCCGUUGAAGCAAUAACUCUUUUAAAAUAACCUAGCACGUACUAUCAAUAUAACUAAAUAUGAUAUGUGUUUACUUGUGUUAUUUACUAACUCUUGAUUGAGUGUUGGCUAGUCUUUUUGGAGAUUGGCUUUCAUUCAACCAGAUUAUACUUUAUACAGCUAUGUAACUCAGUGCCUUAAGUCAUAAAAAUUACC
Messenger RNA from Zerene cesonia (dogface butterfly), 1173 nucleotides. RefSeq names its product glutathione S-transferase 2-like. The record is from RefSeq and is a predicted model, not a curated record. Gene Ontology annotation, molecular function: glutathione transferase activity. The transcript is spliced from 5 exons. The coding region runs from base 73 to 687 and encodes 204 amino acids. Lineage: Eukaryota; Metazoa; Arthropoda; Insecta; Lepidoptera; Pieridae. Gene Ontology annotation, biological process: glutathione metabolic process.